GAAAGCAGAGCAAGCACAAGUGCACCCCCACAUUUGGUGAGAAGUAAUUUGGAGCAUGUUUGCUGCAUCCCAUCGUGACCCACAGGACCACGGAGGCUUUCAAGUAACAGUCAAAAGAUCCAAGCCAGGACUGCCGUCACAGCUCACUCUGCACGUGACUUGUUUGCCUGGAGUUUCCUAGCUCCCUUUGAGCUGAGUUUACUAACGCAUAAGAUGCCCCAGGGAGCCCUGCAAGCCCUCUAACUGUCCUUGCAGCAAGAGCUUUUCCCCAGCUCUGAUCUUUGACCUUUCAGAAAGACUUAGGUUUCACAGGUUUUGCUCCACAGAAAGGUCUAUCAUCCCACAGACCCAUUCCCCCUGGGCUUUCAGAAUGUAAAUGUCGUGGCGAUGAGCCCACUGAUGUCUAGCUUCUGCCUGCUCACCCCUCCCAGUGCACCAGCGGAGCUCAGGGCCUCUGGGGCUUGAGCCUUCAUAAACCGGGGCUUAAGGGCUGUUGGUCCUGCUUUAGAGAGAUUUGCUUUAUUCGUUUUGCUUCUGGGAAGGAACAGACAUUCACAGCAGGCUUGGGGGUUAACGGUGAAACCUGAGCAUGCCACCCGUGUGCUCAGAUGGCGUCAGAUGUUUGUACAGAAGGCUGUGGUGUCAAAUCCACAGCUUCACAAGCCAUAAGCCUUCCUCACCUUAAACAGAGAAGGUGUAGCUGCCUAACGGUUUUAAUUGCUAACAGCAACCUCAGCAUUUAACAAGGCUCGAGUGUGAACUGCAGCAGACAGCAGUAGGGUUUUUUUUUGUUCAUUCGUGCUCUCUCUUGUUUCUUCAUCUAUGCUCAAGCCCACGCCAGCGACCUCUUGGACCAGGCCGCUGGGACACUGUCCUAGUGACCAUCAGCGACUUCAUCGGCUCCGCUACUCCUUGCUGGGCUGUUUUACCCACCCUGUCUGCUGGGACAAGCAACUUGGAAUUCUUCAUACUAGUGGAAACAGGUCUGAAGCCCAGUCCGCAACUCCAGUGGAGCUCCCUGGCUCCUGGGCUCUGAGGACGCAGUGCGGAGCAGAUGGAUAAUGGAGACUGGGGCUAUAUGAUGACUGACCCAGUCACGUUGAAUGUAGGCGGGCACUUGUAUACCACGUCUCUCACCACGCUGACACGCUACCCGGAUUCUAUGCUUGGGGCAAUGUUUGGGGGUGACUUCCCCACAGCCCGAGACCCUCAAGGCAAUUACUUCAUUGAUCGAGACGGACCGCUUUUCCGCUAUGUCCUCAACUUCCUACGGACUUCAGAAUUGACACUCCCCCUUGACUUUAAGGAGUUUGAUCUGCUUCGGAAAGAGGCUGAUUUCUACCAGAUCGAGCCCUUAAUUCAGUGUCUCAAUGACCCCAAGCCUUUGUAUCCCAUGGAUACUUUUGAAGAAGUUGUAGAGCUGUCUAGUACUCGGAAGCUUUCUAAAUAUUCCAAUCCUGUGGCCGUCAUCAUAACCCAAUUAACCAUCACCACAAAAGUCCAUUCCUUACUAGAAGGCAUCUCAAACCAUUUCACCAAGUGGAAUAAACACAUGAUGGACACCAGAGACUGCCAGGUCUCCUUCACCUUUGGACCGUGUGAUUACCAUCAGGAAGUCUCUCUCCGGGUCCACCUGAUGGAAUACAUUACGAAGCAGGGCUUCACGAUCCGAAAUACUCGGGUGCAUCACAUGAGCGAGCGGGCCAAUGAGAACACAGUGGAACACAACUGGACCUUCUGUAGACUGGCCCGCAAGACGGACGACUGACCGACGGCGGGCCCUCAGCUUAGAGCUUCUCGCAAGCCCACGUUUUGGGACACGGAAGAGACUGUUGUGGUUUAGUGUGGGCCCUCUUUUUUUUUCCCUCUUUAAUUUUUUCUUCAGUAUUUGUAUUUAUUUGAAGGCAUUGAGGACCAGAGGGAAGUUUCGUGUGUGAGCAGUCUCCUCCCUGUUUUGUUUCCAAGUAUGCAUGUGCCUGUUCAGAGUCUCUAGAAACCAUUUUUAUAAAAAGAGAUCUGAAAAUCAUUAUGGUAUAUAAUCUACCCUUAACAGUGCUAAAAUGAUUUCUGAUAAUGUGGUUCCUGACACGACUGGAAGGCUAAAAACACAGGAAUAAAAGAUUAAAGAGGGUAUUCAUGAUGACUUUGAGAAAAAUCAGAAUAUCAUGUAGGGUGACCUAGUUUCCAGACCAGUAGGCAGUAUUGUAGUAUUAGGAAGACUGGCCAGUCAUCUAAAGGUACUUGUUAAGGACUGCUUUCUACAGUUUUGACAACUGUUUCUUUCUAUGCAUAUAAAUCAAGCAACCAAAUAUCUGUAGCCAUGGAAAUGUCUGACUAGAAAUAUUUAUAUUGGAUUCUCAAUACAAAAUGUCCCUGUGGUAGAAACCUUAUGCCUGGUACAGUUUCAUUCCCAAGGGUACUGUCUACCAGGAAAGAAAAAAAUCUAAUAAAAAAUGGAAUAUAAAUAUUAAGGGUUGUAUUUAUUGCUAUAUAAGGGGAACAUCAUAUUCUUCAUUGAAAGUGUGCAUCAUUUAUGUCCCAAUUAAACUGCUUAUAGCACAUUUUUGAUAGGGUUGACAGGACACAGUGGAACAUUAGAUUGUAGUUUAUAAAGCCAACUGUAUAACGAGAGAUAAGCCGUUUUGUCUAAAGAGUGCAACACUGUUUUCAGGUAGAGUUUACAGUGAAUAUUACAGGUUUUCAACUGUCAUAGUUCUGGAGAUGACUCAUUCCAGUUUGUGCUGCGCAUGAGGACAAAAUGACCCCACCAGUCUACCCUCAGGAAUCGCAGUAGCUACAAAUGUAUGUUAUUAUGAAGCCUAAGUUCAAGUUCCGAGAAAUAAAUCGAAGUGAAGGAUCAGAAAC
Messenger RNA from Apodemus sylvaticus (European woodmouse), 2865 nucleotides. RefSeq names its product potassium channel tetramerization domain containing 6 (gene Kctd6). The record is from RefSeq and is a predicted model, not a curated record. The transcript has 3 exons. Gene Ontology annotation, molecular function: cullin family protein binding. Bases 1055 to 1768 code for a protein of 237 amino acids. Gene Ontology annotation, biological process: ubiquitin-dependent protein catabolic process; protein homooligomerization. NCBI's taxonomy places the organism in Eukaryota, Metazoa, Chordata, Mammalia, Rodentia, Muridae.